AUGGUUUGGAGGAACGCUGCUAGGUUAUUGGGCGCGGUGGCGGCUUCGGUUGCUAGAGCCUUUGGAAGAGCUGUGAGAGAAGAAAUAAAUAUGAGUAAGCAGGCAGCUGCAAGAGCCACUGAACAAUCUGGUCGUCCUGCCUCCGAAACGCGUAAAGCUGGAGAAACUAAUGCGAGGCUAGGAAUUACUUUGCAGGAAGCCAUGCAAAUAUUGAAUGUUAAGCAGCCUUUAAAUGCAGAAGAGAUAGAGGAGAAUUAUAAGCGUCUGUUUGAAAUUAACGACAAGUCUAAAGGAGGAUCUCUGUACCUACAGUCAAAAGUGUACAGAGCCAAGGAAAGGAUUGACGAAGAAUUAUUCAAAGAACCUGAUUCAUCAAAGGAAGCUUCAACCUUGAAGAAAGAUGAAGAGGAUGGAACGAAACAAGCAUAA
Molecule: messenger RNA, 429 nt
Organism: Enterobius vermicularis (human pinworm)
Lineage: Eukaryota; Metazoa; Nematoda; Chromadorea; Rhabditida; Oxyuridae
Source: the annotation of a GenBank genome assembly